UGCGCCAUUUUGAAAGUGUUAUGUUGGGAGAGGCAGGGACGAGGGAAUUCUUAAAAGUAUAGUGCAAAGUCUAAACACCUGUUCUUUAUUCCAGCCUUACUACCGUUUUUCUAUGAGAAAAAAAUAUUUUUAGUCUUUGCAAAAGUUAAGCUAAGGUCGUGUGUGCUUCUUUAAGAAAUAAUAAUGAAAUAAACAUUGGCAGCGCUCGCAGUUUCAUUCCUCUACUCUACACCUCCUCGGUAGUCAGAAAGCAGCAGCAGUGCUCAGUCCAGGGCCUGAGCCCGCUUCACAGACCCCUUCUCUCGCUGGCCCACCACCAUGGCAGGGGUCGGUGAUGAGAGCGACGAGGUGCAAUGGUGUUUUUCCCAAGUCAAAGGAGCAAUAGAUGACGACGUUGCAGAAGCUGAUAUCAUAUCCACUGUUGAGUUCAACCACUCAGGGGAGAUGCUUGCCACUGGAGACAAAGGAGGUCGUGUAGUCAUCUUUCAACAGGAGCCAGAGAGUAAGAAUCAGCCUCAGUGCCGUGGAGAAUACAACGUGUACAGCACCUUUCAGAGCCAUGAACCUGAGUUUGACUACCUGAAGAGCCUUGAGAUUGAGGAGAAGAUCAACAAGAUUCGAUGGUUGCCCCAGAAGAAUGCUGCUCACUUCCUUUUAUCCACAAAUGAUAAAACCAUAAAGCUGUGGAAAAUUAGCGAGCGAGACAAGAGACCGGAAGGUUAUAAUUUGAAAGAAGAUGACGGUCGAUACAGAGAUCCAAAUACAGUCACAACGCUACGGGUACCAAUCUUCAGGCCCAUGGACCUGAUGGUGGAGGCCAGCCCUCGUAGAGUCUUUGCCAAUGCUCACACUUACCACAUCAAUUCCAUCUCAGUCAAUAGUGAUUGUGAAACGUACCUAUCCGCAGAUGAUCUUCGUAUCAAUUUAUGGCAUUUGGAGAUCACUGAUCGCAGCUUUAAUAUUGUUGACAUCAAGCCAGCUAACAUGGAGGAAUUGACUGAGGUGAUCACAGCGUCAGAGUGCCAUCCUAACCAAUGCAAUACAUUUGUGUACAGUAGCAGUAAAGGAGCCAUCCGCUUGUGCGACAUGAGGGCGUCAGCACUGUGUGACAACCAUGCCAAAUUGUUUGAAGAGCCAGAGGAUCCAAACAAUCGUUCCUUCUUCUCAGAAAUAACGUCAUCCAUCUCUGAUGUGAACUUCAGCCACAGUGGACGUUACAUAAUGACCCGUGACUACCUGUCCAUCAAAAUCUGGGACCUCAAUAUGGAGACUCGUCCAGUGGAGACCUAUCAGGUGCAUGAAUAUCUCAGGAGCAAGCUGUGUUCACUCUAUGAGAACGAUUGCAUCUUUGACAAAUUUGAGUGCUGUUGGAAUGGAAACGACAGCGUGGUCAUGACAGGUUCCUACAACAACUUCUUCAGGCUGUUUGACCGAGGCUACAGGCAGGAUGUGACCCUAGAGGCAUCAAGGGAGAACAGCAAACCACAGUCUAUUCUUAAACCCCGCAAAGUAAGCUCAGGUGGGAAGCGCAAGAAGGAUGAGAUCAGUGUAGACAGUUUGGACUUUAACAAGAAGAUCCUCCACACUGCCUGGCAUCCCCUGGACAACAUUAUUGCAGUGGCCACCACCAAUAAUCUCUAUAUAUUCCAGGACAAACUUAACUAGUAUUGCGCCAUCACACAGAUUUAUAACUAGAAUAAAUCUGUCAAAAUUUUCAAGUCUGGCUCAGACCUUGGGUAUGGCUGAUCAUCACAAGUACACUUUUCACGUAUAAUACAAAUUGAACUUACCGGCUCUGUUGACCUAAUUACUGUACAAACUUUGGGAUUCCGAGGCUUAUUUACAUUUUCCACCAGAUGCACAUGUUCAUCUAGCUGCUGGUUACAACUCUACUACAUCUUAGACCAAAGGGAAGAUAUAUGUAAAAAGACAAACAUAUUUUUCAUGUGGGCAUUUAUCCCAAUACUAAUCGUUAAUGCAAUUUGGCUCCUAUAACAUUUGAUUAAUUUCAGCAGGAAAAUGUUUAAUUGUAGACUCAGUUGCACUGGCAUGAAAAAAAUGCUGAUACAAGUGGUCAACACUCCUUAGUUGCACCCACCCAAUUUGACACAUUCACUCACAACUUCUUCCUGAUUGAGUACAUUGAUAAAGGGCCAAUCGAGGAUUUCUCCCACUAAGGUUAUAUUGAAUGGUGCUCUAAAAACAAUGCUGCCACUUCCUUUUCUGCUGCAUAACAAUUUAUACCACGUUAGAUCUUUAUCCUAUGAUUGCCUGUUGUUUACAUUUUUUAAUUCUUAACAGUAGGGAUGACCAAUUUCAGUGGUCAUCUAAAUGGCAUACUUUUGACUGUUUAUGUACAUGCCAAGCAGGGAGGGGGGGGGGGGGGUUCUGUAUUUACCAGGUUAGUUUCCUUUGACAUAAACUACUUAUUUCCUAAGACACACAGCUUUCAGGAAUUUGUUUCAUCAUAUUUUAGGAGCACAUGUACAAUAUAAUGUUUUCAUAACAACAUGGUUGACUUUUGACUGACAGGUGUUUGGGUUCGGGGAACUGAAUCAUGCCAAAAUCAAAUGUGCUUUAUGCCUGUAAAUUAUAGUCAUUUAGUUAAAGCUCUGCUCAGUCAUUACUAUAAUGAAAAUGUACCACCAAUAACAGCUCAGGCUCAAGAGCCCAAGGUGGCCCAGGUGUUUUGUUGGGUGUUGCUGCCAACCUCCACAAAACAAAUGUUAUGUUGCAGACAGGUGACUUUACCCCUUGGAUCAAGUUUCAUUUUUUUUAUAUUUUAUACUGUAUCAGAAGAGAAAAAUAGUCUCUAUAGCUGAUUUAUUUUUGUAUAAAUUAAGGCAACAGUUGUAGUCUGAUCACUGACGUUUUAAAUGGAACUGUCUCUGAUGGUUGGUUUGAAUGUAGAUGGAAGGCUUGUGUGUUGUCUCAGGGCAGAUAUUUGUUUGAAAGUUCUGUGAUGUCAAAUAGGAGCAUGCUCUUUUCUUUUUCUUUUUUUUAAAGUCGAUUUUAUAUCUGCAAAAGCAUAGGCAGGACAGUACAGCAUCUGGCCUGAAAGGACGCCACAAAACCCCCAUUGGCCUUUAUUAAAGCAUAAAGAGUCAAUAUAACCUGACAAAAGCAUUUCAUGUGGCGUGCCAAACAUGAGACACUCAGGGGAAUUCACCACUGAUCAAUGAUCAAAAUAUUGUUCCUUCAAGAUAGCAGGUUCUUAAUACUAAAUAAAAAAGAAGCCUUAAUCAAAAGCCUAUGCAUUUCGAUUGUGUAAGAGUUAAUUGUUAUGACCCAAUGGAGACUGAUCAACAGCAUUAAAUGUAUGGCGUUUUUGACCCUAGCAUCAUACAUAAACUCAUUUUGGGGGAUGUUUAAUUUUUGUUUCUUUCAAGUUCUUAAAUAAAGAUGGAAGAAUUUUGGAA
Syngnathus typhle (broad-nosed pipefish) is the source of this 3419-nucleotide messenger RNA. It is a transcript of the gene ppp2r2aa, whose product is annotated as protein phosphatase 2, regulatory subunit B, alpha a. NCBI's taxonomy places the organism in Eukaryota, Metazoa, Chordata, Actinopteri, Syngnathiformes, Syngnathidae. Gene Ontology annotation, molecular function: protein binding; protein phosphatase regulator activity. Bases 319 to 1665 code for a protein of 448 amino acids. Gene Ontology annotation, biological process: peptidyl-serine dephosphorylation. Gene Ontology annotation, cellular component: cytosol; protein phosphatase type 2A complex. The record is from RefSeq and is a predicted model, not a curated record. The transcript is spliced from 10 exons.